AUGGCAAAGGCAACAGAAGCUGAAAUUUUGGCGUCCUACCCACAAGUCAACGCUCCUUCGGAGGUAACUGGGUAUAGUUCCAACUUGACAAAGGAACAAGAAGGAAUUUUGGAACAAUUCCGUAUUGUAUUGGAUGCAUUGGGAUACACUGAGAGAACUGAUACUGCAACUCUUUUAAGAUUUCUUCGUGCUAGAAAGUUUGAUUUGGAAAAGGCUAAAGCUAUGUAUAUCAAAUGUGAAGAAUGGAGAAAACAAUUUGGUACCAACACUAUAUUGGAAGAUUUCCAUUAUGAUGAAAAACCAUUAGUUGCUAGUAUGUAUCCUCAAUAUUAUCAUAAAACCGAUAUUGAAGGAAGACCUGUUUAUUAUGAAGAAUUAGGUAAAGUGGAUUUAAAUAAAAUGUUGAAGAUUACUACUGAAGAUAGAAUGUUAAAGAAUUUGGUAUGGGAAUAUGAAUCCUUUACAAAUAAUAGAUUACCUGCUUGUUCAAGAAAGGCCGGACAUUUAGUUGAAACAUCUUGUACAAUCAUGGAUUUAAAGGGAAUUUCUCCAAUGUCUAUUUAUACCGUAAGUAAUUACGUUAGAAGAGCCUCUGAAAUUGGUCAAGAUUAUUACCCUGAAAGAAUGGGUAAGUUCUAUUGUAUCAACGCUCCUUUCGGGUUUGCUACUGCAUUCAAGAUUAUUAAGGCCUUCUUAGAUCCGGUUACCGUUAAUAAAAUCCAUAUUUUGGGUAGCAGUUACUCAAAGGAAUUAUUGAAACAAAUUCCUGCUGAAAACUUGCCUGUGAAGUUUGGGGGUAAAUCUGAUAUUAGUGAUCAAGAUUUAUACUUGAGUGACAUUGGUCCAUGGAGAGAUCCUGAAUAUAUUGGCCCAGAAGGUGAAGCACCAAAGCAAUUUGAAAAGUAA
This is a messenger RNA of Lizanozyma spartinae, 906 nucleotides long. RefSeq names its product phosphatidylinositol/phosphatidylcholine transfer protein (gene SEC14). The coding region runs from base 1 to 906 and encodes 301 amino acids. Lineage: Eukaryota; Fungi; Ascomycota; Pichiomycetes; Serinales; Debaryomycetaceae. The transcript has a single exon. The record is from RefSeq and is a predicted model, not a curated record.